AUGCGAAAUGUGUUGAGCAAAAUUGCUUCAUUGUUUGACCCACUGGGAUUUAUAUCGCCAAUUGUGAUAAGGGCAAAAAUAACUAUGCAGGACAUUUGGGCAAGUGGACUAUCUUUGGAUGAACCAUUAAGUAAUGAAAUUGAAAAUAAAGUGAAAUAUUGGCUUGCAGAUUUGGAUGAACUUAGUAAAAUUAAAGUUGAAAGGUGUUUGCAACCCAUAAACGACGGAAGAGUGGCACUUCAUGUUUUUGUUGAUACGUCGGAAGAUGCAUAUGCGGCAGUAGUAUAUCUGUGUUGUAAAAAAGAUGAUACGUGUACCAUUAGAUUAGUAGCUUCAAAAACCAAGGUUGCACCCUUAAAAACAAUGAGUAUUCCAAGAUUGGAGUUAAUGGCAACUGUGCUGGGAUUAAAACUCGUGAAGUCAAUCGCAAAUUUUUUGGACUAUGAUUUGAAAAAUGCAAUUUUUUGGAGCGAUAGUAUGACUGCAAUAUGUUGGAUUAGAGGGCGAAGCCGCGCUUUUAAAACAUUUGUAGCGAAUAGAGUGGGAUAUAUUCAAGAGCAUACAAACCCAAAUCAAUGGCGUCAUGUGCCAACUAAACUCAAUCCCACAGAUGUAGCAUCGAGAGGUACAGUGUGCAAAGCCUAG
Messenger RNA from Anneissia japonica, 645 nucleotides. RefSeq lists its product as uncharacterized. NCBI's taxonomy places the organism in Eukaryota, Metazoa, Echinodermata, Crinoidea, Comatulida, Comatulidae. The record is from RefSeq and is a predicted model, not a curated record. Bases 1 to 645 code for a protein of 214 amino acids. The transcript has a single exon.